Messenger RNA from Lolium rigidum, 978 nucleotides. RefSeq names its product ATP-dependent Clp protease proteolytic subunit-related protein 4, chloroplastic-like. Lineage: Eukaryota; Viridiplantae; Streptophyta; Magnoliopsida; Poales; Poaceae. Bases 16 to 888 code for a protein of 290 amino acids. The transcript has 7 exons. Gene Ontology annotation, cellular component: endopeptidase Clp complex. The record is from RefSeq and is a predicted model, not a curated record. Gene Ontology annotation, biological process: protein quality control for misfolded or incompletely synthesized proteins. Gene Ontology annotation, molecular function: ATP-dependent peptidase activity; ATPase binding; serine-type endopeptidase activity.
CUCGCUCCCCCCAACAUGGAGGCGGCCGCCGCCCUGUCCCCUCCCCGCGUCGCCGCCCUCGACGCCCGCGCCCUCUUCUCCCCUCCCACCGCCAUCCCCUCCUCGCCCGCCUCCCGCCUCCGCCUCGCCGCCCGCCCGCGCGCCUCCGCCCCCUCCGUCGUCGCCACUCCUAAGCAGCGGUUCCUGGCGCCCCACCCGGACCCCGCCGGCGGCCGCGGCGCAAGAGACGUCGUCACCAUGGUUAUCCCAUUCCUCAGGGGAACCGCAUUUGAGCAGCCGCCGCCGGACCUGGCCUCCUUCCUCUACAAGAACAGGAUCGUCUACCUCGGGAUGUGCCUCGUGCCGUCCGUCACCGAGCUCAUGCUCGCCGAGUUCCUCUACCUUCAGUACGAGGACGCGGAGAAGCCAAUCUACAUGUAUAUAAACUCCACCGGCACCACCAAGAAUGGCGAGAAAUUGGGCUAUGAGACGGAAGCUUUUGCAGUAUAUGAUGCUAUGAGGUAUGUCAAAGUCCCAAUUUUCACACUUUGUAUUGGCAAUGCAUGGGGAGAAGCUGCUUUACUAUUGGCUGCUGGUGCUAAAGGUAACCGUGCUGCACUUCCAUCAUCGACGAUAAUGAUGAAGCAGCCAAUUGGUCGAUUUCAAGGUCAGGCGACAGAUGUUGACAUAGCAAGAAAGGAAAUAAGAAAUGUGAAGAUAGAAAUGGUUAAGCUGCUGUCGAGACAUAUUGGUAAACCAAUGGAAGAGAUCGCUCAGGACAUUAGGCGACCUAAAUACUUCAGCCCUAGUGAGGCAGUGGAUUACGGUAUCAUUGAUAAGGUGUUGUACAACGUGAAAAGCCAAACAGACGCCGGUGUUGUGUCGGAAGUCAAAAAGGAAUUAAUUUGACAUUUGGGUGCAGUACAAGUAGGCAUAUUUUUGUAAGAUUUUGGAUAGGCAAAUGCAAUGCAGAAGAUGUUAGGCUGAGGUGUUCUGGUA